AGCAAAGGGGGGAUAAAAAAAAAAAAAAGGUGUAGAAUAGAAGAAGAAGGGGGAGGCGGGGGAUAAAAAAAAGGGAAGCCGUUUCCAAAUUGUGCCAAGUCUGGGAGCGAGCAGGGAUGGUGCACCCCGGCUGGCUUUGCCUGCUGCAGGGCUCCCUCCUCCUGCUGGCCAGAGCGCGGCAGAGCCGCGGCCCCGCCGCCGCCUGCCCGAUCCGCGGAAAGCAAAGCGAGCUGAACUCCUUCCUAUGGACCAUCAAGAGAGAUCCCCCAUCUUACUUCUUUGGUACCAUUCAUGUCCCAUACACACGCGUCUGGGAUUUCAUCCCAGAGAACUCCAAGAAGGCCUUCCAGCAGAGCCACAUCGUGUACUUCGAGCUGGACCUCACUGACCCCUAUACCAUCUCAGCUCUCACCAGUUGCCAGCUCCUGCCACAGGGGGAGAACCUCCAGGACGUACUGCCCCGUGACAUCUACCGCCGGCUCAAGCGGCACCUGGAGUACGUCAAGCUCAUGAUGCCAUCCUGGAUGACCCCAGACCAGCGGGGCAAAGGGCUGUAUGCAGACUACCUCUUCAACGCCAUUGCUGGCAACUGGGAGCGGAAGAGGCCAGUGUGGGUGAUGCUGAUGGUGAACUCAUUGACAGAGGUUGACGUCAAGUCGCGAGGCGUGCCUGUCCUGGAUCUAUACCUGGCCCAGGAAGCAGAGCGGCUGAGGAAGCAAACAGGUGCUGUGGAAAAAGUGGAGGAGCAGUGCCACCCGCUCAAUGGGCUGAACUUCUCCCAGGUGGUCUUUGCUUUGAAUCAGACUCUCUUGCAGCAGGAGAGCCUCCGAGCAGGCAGUUUCCAGAUCCCCUAUACGACAGAAGACCUUAUCAAGCAUUACAACUGUGGGGACCUCAGCUCCAUCAUCUUCAACCAUGAUACUUCUCAAGUCCCAAAUUUCAUUAAUGCUACACUUCGAGCCCAUGAACGCAUUACUGCCCAAGAGAUAGACAGCUACUUCCGUCAGGAGCUCAUCUACAAGCGAAAUGAGCGAAUGGGCAGGAGGGUGAAGGACCUGCUGGAAGAGUACCCAGACAAGAGUUUCUUCUUUGCAUUUGGAGCUGGUCACUUCAUGGGCAACAACACAGUGAUUGAUGUUUUGAGGAAAGAAGGGUACGAGGUAGAACACACUCCAGCUGGACAAGCCAUCAACAACAGAAACCCCCCCAAAACCUUGUUAGCUUUUUCAUCGUCAUCACCAGCACACAGCCCCUAUGUUGCAUCCCAGGAACUCCCACUGCCAUUGCACCCCCGGAAGGAGGAGGAAGAAGAGCUCCUGCCUUACCUGUUGCUCCCUGAUGGCAUCGAUGUGCUGGAGAAGGUAGAGAGGAAGUAUAAAAAGAAGAAGAAGAAGAAGCAGCAGAAGAAGCAAAGACUGCGACAGUUUAAUGACCUCUGGGUUCGCCUUGAAGGAAGUGCUACCGACCCUCCUCCCCAGAUCCGCAUCAUUAACGGCUACAUCACAGUUGAACCCCAGCCCCAGGGCCACGGAUGGUCUAGUCAUGCUCGUGCAGAUACCGGCAGCGCUCACCAGCUUUCUCAUUCUCUCUUCCUCUCGCUACUGACUUUGACUUUGCAUAUGAUAAGGCUGCAUUGAAACACAGUGGGAGCCAAGCUGCAGGGCUCUCACCUUAAAAGGCAAAAAAGAAACUGAUGUGAAAAAAACAAAAAUAGAAGACUCUGGGUUGGACACCUGUUCUUUGCAGUGUUCUUAAACUGCCACCUUUUCCUGCAUCUGGAUCAUUAACACUAUUAACUGGUUUGACCUGCCCAAUACAGGAGAAGAUAUUUUAAUGGAAGUAUUAUUUAUCCUUCUCUUGCAGAAGAAUGAUUUCAUGUUAUCCCAUAAUGCUUUGGGGAAAUUAUAAUGUCGCUAUAACAUAGCUGUUGUUCAGCUGUAUGAGCCCAACUAAAUUACUUUUUUUUUCACCUUCAGUGCCUUGUAAGAAGAUUUACACACCACUAACUUGUUUAUUAGAACCGAAUAUUUUGGUCAUAUGAGCACAGCUGGAAAAUAGAGGUUGGUAUUUUAUGUCUCUACUGGUAAUGCUUUUCAUUCUUUUUGUUAGGGCUCCAGAUUACACAUCUAAAGCUUCAAGGCAACACCUUCUACAAUAGAAUAAAACAGUAAAGACUUGUGAACAGAAUGUUUCUGAUGUCUGUUUGGGGCUGUUAUAAAAUGGGUACACCUGAAC
This is a messenger RNA of Phalacrocorax carbo (great cormorant), 2235 nucleotides long. Lineage: Eukaryota; Metazoa; Chordata; Aves; Suliformes; Phalacrocoracidae. The record is from RefSeq and is a predicted model, not a curated record.